AUGACCAGACCGUGCAACGGUCUCAGGCGUCGGACCAAGCGAGACUACCUGACUGAGGCACUCAGGAAUGGCGGCAAGAACGGAUUGACCUGGCGACCACCGAUUGCGAAGAAGAGAGACAUCUCACACUGGAAUGUCGCGAGACGAGUUGGCUGGAGGAAGUACACGGUGAAUAAGCAGCGGCACGCUGCAGACCAACCAUGGCCAUUAUCACACAGCUCGGAACCAUUGCUCGAGCGCAUCGUCGCAAGCUAUAUUCAAGAGACCCCCAGAUUGAGCGAUCCACUCCAAGCCAGCUGGCAUGCCUCGUACCAGAUCACAACCAAGGAUCACCAACACCUGCGGAGCAGAGGCUGGCAACUGAAUGAUCUUAAGGAGUGGUCGCAGAUUCUUUCCCAGUCUGAUGUCUCCACCGCUGCGACCAGACUGGCGGAGCGUGUGAGAAGUCGAGGUCCUUCACGUGUCCCGAUCAUGCUUUUGACCAAAUUGUUACGACGGCCUUACAUCAAUGCACCAGCUCUCCGCACCUUGCUCAGUGUCUCAUGGGAGAUGCUGCUGUAUCGAUCGAGCUUGUGCCAGAUUUACACCAGCGACAAUACUGUCUUUGUUAUUUUUCUGCGCCUACUGAGGCACGCAAGAGUUGUAUGGCCAACUGCCAUAGAGAACAUUGCCGACUUGCUUCUACAAAACCUACCUUCCAUUCGGGCCGGAUACAAGAAAGACUAUAAGACACCUGCAAGACUCACACACAUGCUCAACGCAGCACUGCGACUCAUCACGAUCAGAACUGCAGUCGAGCCCAUGCACAAUACUGAGCCACAAGAAGCCGCAGUCGUACGCAUCUUGAGCUUCAUGUCCGAACAGCACCCACAGCUGCAGAUUACUCGCGAAGGCUUCAGAGCUGUCAUUCGAAUCCAAUUAACCAUGAAGAAGACGCCCAGAGAGCAAGAGUGGGGCAAGCUGAAGGCUCUCUCGUGGCCACCUUGGAAACAAGACAGGACUGCAAUGGACGCUCUAAUCACGCCAGAGUAUGGCGUCACGCGUGCUUUGUCGACGCUAGGUGGCAUGCGAGAGGCUGGGUACGGCUUCCUGGCUUGGGAGAACUCUGCACAACUACUGGCUGGUUGGGAUGUGGACAGAACGCCCACUAUCCAGUCACGCAUGCUACUCGGCUCUGGCUGGGGCACUCACAACGGGCAAGAAGCCGAGAAUUGGGCUGCACGCAUCAUCGCCACACGUACAGCACAAGAGGCUUGGGCAGCUUAUCUGGCUUACGAGGAGAGCGAAGUACCUGCGCACGAGCUUGUGCACCUCGCCAUCUUGGAGAAGCUGUAUCGCGAGGAGAAACGACAGAAGGAAGAGAUGGUCAAGACUUCCACUUCAAGGAAGAAGCGACGUAGCCCACUCAUGCCAGGCGACACACGAGAAGUCGAACCCUUGCCACCGUCGACGCACCUCUAUACGUACACUUCACGACCAGUCCCGACGGUGCAAAGUUUCUUCGUCCAGCUUCGUGGACAAGGACAUCGACUGCGUGGCCAUGCGCUAUCAUUCGCAGUAGCUCAUGCGAAGUCUUUGGAACAAGGAAUCGAGUACCUACUAAGCGUGCAGGACAUUGAGCCGGCGAUCUCGUCUUUACUGUCAGCUAUACCAGACGUGAGAAUCCGAGAAGUGCCUGACUAUCUUUUCGCUUCAUACAUCCAACUCUUAUGCCACUUCACGAACGCGCCCUUGUCGCGCAUGUACGACGAACUCCCUUUUGAGAUUCCGGCUUUCAUGCACGAUGUACGGAUUCUGUCUGGCUGGAGUAGCCAUCGUCAGCCCGUCGUCUUCGCCUUGCAUCUACUGCAGCUGCGUGGUACCUUAUACAGGCCAGCCUGGAUCGCUGUCCUGCACGCUCUGAACCGGAGUAUGGUCGCGCGUGGUCUGCAUUCGCACCGAGCUAUACAGAGGAAUGCUAUGUUGCUGACCGGGGACGGCAAUGUUCGGAUAUGCCAUGGACACAUCAUCGCCUACCGUCUAGCUCAACGGACAGUCUCGAUGCUGGAGCAGAUCAACGUGGAUCUUGACAUAGCUGGUCUACAUAGUCUUUGCAUCAAUGUGAACAAUCUGACGUGGAACUGCUGGCAUACGCUCAAUCAUGGAGGGUCUACGCAACCGCUGGACGAGCGCGAAGGCGCUGAUCAGAGACUGCUGCUUGCGGAGGCGAUGGAUAUCCUCCGCACUCGCAAGCACACGGUAUGGCUUAAGCAUCAUUUCUGGAGACUCGUUGGGGAGAGUGCAACCUAUCCUCCAAACCUACGCCACCGCAGUACUAGCCAUGUACCAAUGCAGCCACGCUUUCUGAACACCCCCGGACCUGCUGUAAUACAUGCCUACGUACGUGCUCUCGGCUGGGCCGGCGACUACGAUGGUAUCCUUGAGGUGGUGAGGUGGAUGGUGGAGCACGAGUCUGUACUCAAACAUGCUCGAGAACGAGACAGGAAUGGGGAGGAUAUGCUUCGGCUUUCUCUCAUCGCUGCUAGAGGGUUCAUGGAGCGGGCCUGGCUCGUGUCAGACACCCCUCGCACCGCCCCAGAGCAUAAGGACGAGCAGAGCAGCAAGGACGUACUUCCCGCCUUCCCGCCAGAAACAGAAGAAGAAGGUGUCCCCCAUAUCUUACGAGUCAUGCAAACCCCGGCCCCAAUCGAGAUCAUCGCAGAGGUCAGAGAACUCGUGGAGAGCGUGGAGGCUUGGCAGGGUUGGGCGACUGAUGCGGAAGUUGAGGAGUAUUUUGCUGAUAGACGGUUUCGGGAAUUGUUGGAUACUACUGCAUCGAAGAAUUGA
Recurvomyces mirabilis is the source of this 2826-nucleotide messenger RNA. RefSeq lists its product as uncharacterized. The coding region runs from base 1 to 2826 and encodes 941 amino acids. The record is from RefSeq and is a predicted model, not a curated record. The transcript has 2 exons. NCBI's taxonomy places the organism in Eukaryota, Fungi, Ascomycota, Dothideomycetes, Mycosphaerellales, Teratosphaeriaceae.